This is a messenger RNA of Magallana angulata, 1266 nucleotides long. RefSeq names its product putative nuclease HARBI1. The record is from RefSeq and is a predicted model, not a curated record. Bases 165 to 1217 code for a protein of 350 amino acids. The transcript has 4 exons. NCBI's taxonomy places the organism in Eukaryota, Metazoa, Mollusca, Bivalvia, Ostreida, Ostreidae.
CUGAGAAUGUUCUCAAGUCUGAGAAUAUUCUCAACACCUCAAUUCUCAGACUCAGUCGCCGCCAUAAAAAAGUUGAGCAAAAUAAAAAUUCUCAAAUUCUGUUUUAUUCUCAAAUAUUUGAGUAUACAAAAAAGUAGACUUAAGAAUUUUCUCAAGCAAACAAAAUGGCUGCCGUACACAGACGAUUAGCAAGAAAUCGCAGACGACGUCAUGUUUUAGUCCGACCAAGGGUUUUUAGAGAUCGUAGUAAUCCCUUGGAGUCGUUGGAUGACUUUGAAAUCUACCAGCGCUAUAGAUUUUGCCCCGACACCAUUCACUUCCUUGUGAAUGGUGUUUCCGACCAACUCGUAACAGCGACCAAAAGGAACAGUCCAGUGCCUCCACUGUUGCAAGUGUUGCUGUUUCUACGGUUUGUAGCAACUGGGGCCCAUCUUCGGCUGAUUGGAGACAGCCUCGGGAUUUCCGAAUCCUCAGUAGGAAGAUCGGUCAAGGCUGUCGCUGCUGCCAUCAUUGCUGUUUUUGCGCAAGCUACACUCGUCUUCCCUGUUGGAGAAAUUGCAACGAAAGUGAAGGAGGGCUUCAGACGAGUUGCAGGAUUCCCUAAAGUUAUAGGAUGCGUUGAUGGUACCCAAAUUCGCAUUUCAACACCAAAAGCUAAUGAGGCAGACUAUGUGAAUAGGAAAGGUUUCCAUAGUCUUAAUGUUCAGAUGGUAUGUGAUCCAAAUUUUCGAAUCACAUCAUUGUGUGCCCGUUGGCCUGGUUCCUGUCAUGAUGCAAGGAUUUGGAGAACCUCUGGUCUCUAUCAAAAAUUUGAAAACGGUGACUACGAUGGCAUUUUAUUGGGAGACUCUUGGUAUCCCCUAUCCAGGUACCUUAUGACUCCGUAUCUAACCCCUCGGACCCAGUCUGAAGAGAGGUUCAACUCAAGUCUCUGCCGAACACGAGUGCUCAUUGAGCAGACUUUCGGGAUAAUGAAAAGAAAAUUUCAGGCUCUACAUUUUGGCCUCCGCACGUCUCCAGACCAGGCAGUGUCAUACAUUACCGCAUGCUGUAUCCUACAUAACAUAGGCAUUGAGAGGGGGGAUACAAUUAUCAGUGGUGACUGCAGGGAACUGAAUGUAGCAGAUUGCCAACAGGCAGUUAUAACCGCACAUCCAAGAGCUGAUGGGGUGGCAAAGAGAGCCUCCAUUACACAAUCAUUUUUUUUGAAAUCCUAGCUACUCAGGGUGACAUCAUUGUGGACUUGUCAUUAAAUGCCUGUCAUGA